This is a messenger RNA of Dicrocoelium dendriticum, 2296 nucleotides long. The record is from the annotation of a GenBank genome assembly. NCBI's taxonomy places the organism in Eukaryota, Metazoa, Platyhelminthes, Trematoda, Plagiorchiida, Dicrocoeliidae.
GAAUUCACUCGAACGCAGCUGAAGUGAUGACGAGGUUCCACGCAGUGUUUGCUCAGAGUUCACUUGUUCCGCUGGCGAAAAUAGCUAAUGCUCCAUCUCGAUCACUAAGACUGUUGUGGGCAAUUUUCACCGCUACAAUGUUUAUGGGUCUAUGCGUCUGUAUCACUCUAGUUGUCAUCCAAUACUGUCAGCAUCAGACGGUAUUUCAGCUGGAUUAUUCCGGGCGAGACGCUGUGUAUGAUCAAAUUCCUGGAUUCACAAUUUGUCCACAAGCUGAGGAUGCGCAACGUAUUUUACGGAAGUUACUACCCGACGUGAAAACAGAUGGAUUACCGUGGCAGGACACAGACAUAAUGAAAGAGCUACGACGGCGAGCUAUGCAAAGAGCCAAAACUUUGUCUUUGGAUGUGAUUACUCAUCGAUUGCCGAAAGGUGAACUGAGAUGGGAUAGUGCAGUUACUGCACUCUCUCCCAUUUACGCCAUCUUGCAAAAUUUUAGCAUUCAGUUUCGGAUGCAGCCACCACAUUUGAUGAGUGGAUAUCGGCUAACGGUGAUGGAGCAGGUUCCAAACCUUCGCACCUUUAUGUGCACAAGUUUCGAACUGCGAUCGCGAGUGCCAACAGAUCGGUGGUCAUACUUAGAAAUAGAAAUCGAUCAGAGGGCAUCACUGAACCAGGAUGUCUCAUUCACAGUUAUCACUCAUGAAAGAGGUGAACUCCCUUUUAGCGCUUAUGAUCGACAUAUCCAAACUGUGCUCCCGCCAAAUGCAAUGGUUUCGAUAUAUUUUUCCAAGUCAGUCACAAAGCGAUUGAAUACCGCUCGAAAUCCGUGUCAUCAGGGUAUGGAUGCCAAAGUUCUGGCAGCAGAGUAUGUGGAUACCUCAACUGACCCUACAGCUUACGAGCAGGAAUUUAUGGACAAAUAUGCGUAUUCAUCUGAUGCUAACGACCAAGACGGCAGCAGCCCAGCAUACCCACACUCUCGUGUUGAGGUCCAAAAGGAGGAUAUGAUGUGGCACACAGAUCAUUUGGACAAACUGAGGCUAAACUUGAGUGAUGACAACCUGAUUGAUGAAAUGAGUGAUACACACGGGGAAAGGGCCACAACGAGAAUUCCAACGAAGCUCACAAAAACGGUAAAUCUAUUCGGUACGGAAUUCCUCUACAGCCGUGAGGCAUGUGCAUGGGCGGAAUGUUGCCUGAAAGUGGAGCGAAACUGCAACUGCACUUGUAGCAUGCAUGUGCUGCGGUUCAGUGCGGCACGGUGUGAAGCGGGACAGAAGUGCGAGGUGUCCGAGUGCAGGGAUCAACAGAUACCUUAUUCAGUUUGCCCUCUACCGUGCGUGAUGAUCAAAUUUAUAAAGCACAACGAAAUUAUUAUUCCUGCACCGGAAGCAAAUAUGUCUGUUGGGUUGAGCAAACUGAAACUGGUGCGCAGUGAGGCGGUGCAUGUGGCAAUGGAGGAAGAAAUUUUCUCGCUGGCCAAGUUGUUUUCCGAGGUUGGCGGUCUUUGCUCUUUGUUUAUCGGCUUCAGUUGUAUCUUUUUAUUCGAGUUACUAGAAGCAGCGAUCUUGAUGCGAGGUAACGUUGUGCAGCAAUCUCAGUUGCCCAUUGAUAAUCCCCGGAUUCACCCCCAGCCAACUUCUGAACAGCACCGAAUUUCACGUGACCAUAUUGUCCACAACACGCAUGUCUACACGUUAGCGAAGAGCGAGAGAAAUGAGAAUGCUCUAUGGCACCGAAACAAGUCAGUAGAUGUCACAAACAACGAAACUGAUAGCCGGAUAAAAGAUGGCGAACUCGAGAGAAGGCCUUUAGCCAAAAACAUUGCAGAAAGUGCAAGUAUCGGGAAUACACAUGCGAAUGUUGACUUUUUUGACAUACCCUCAGCUAAAUCACUACAAUCGAAAACAAAUUCUAACAUGGUGGAAUCUGAUUUUAUCACUAAACGGGAAAUACCGCGAGGCGGCUGGACACACAUGCGGUGGGAAAAUGAUACACUUAUUAUACCACUUAAAAUCUCAGAGUUUGGGAGCCUAGAAUUUGCAGACCUUAUUGGCUCAACAAAAUCCUCGGAAUGGGAAGAUUUCUAUUCACAAAGUGCCAUACAAGAAGAUAAGGAACCAAUAGGUUUAUCCGGUGAACAAUUCUUGCAGCUGCUCAUGGAAAACAGAAUCAAAUUUAGAAUGCUAUUAUGACAAAGGAAUAGAGAAUCUGCGCAAUGGAUUACGAAAUUGGACUCAUCAGAACGUUUUGGUGCCAUUAUAUGAAAAUAAAAAGCAUUUCUACAUGUUUC